Lobosporangium transversale is the source of this 513-nucleotide messenger RNA. RefSeq lists its product as hypothetical. Lineage: Eukaryota; Fungi; Mortierellomycota; Mortierellomycetes; Mortierellales; Mortierellaceae. The record is from RefSeq and is a predicted model, not a curated record. The coding region runs from base 1 to 513 and encodes 170 amino acids. The transcript has a single exon.
AUGUGCCAUGCCGAAGGUCCUACACAAUCUAUUACUAAUUGUGCAAUGAUGACGAUCGCCAAUCCCAAAUUCAGUACUAUAUUUCGUCAAUACCAGGAUAGCGAUUUUAUUGACGAGGAGGAGGUUGAAGAUGCCGAAGAUCUUGAUGCAGACUUUAGUCCAGCACUAAGGCAAGAAUAUUCGCCUUCAAUGGUUUGCACUGUCCUGCGUAACCGUACAAUCCAGAAGGUUCCCCAUGAUGGGUACUCCUCGCCAGAUACUAGCUCAUGCAAAAAAAAGGAUCCUACAGUUGUCCUCGGUCUAUCGCGCGACUUUUUUGAGCUUACCAAAGAUAUCCUAACAAGGCCACAGGGUAAAGAAGAGAGAGAAGAACUCGAUAAAUUGUAUGACCACAUUGAGGCUUGCAUGGAUAGACGUGCAAUACGAAAUGAAGAGACCGAACACAGAAGAAACCCAAGUUUAUUGAGCAGACUGAGGGCCUGUCUUGAUGGAGAUUCAAGCAGUAAAGAAUAA